CAUGCGCAAACUGAUCGUCGUGUCUUCUACUAGAAAUCUGUCCUAAAAAAGGCACCAGUACAGUGUGAACUUUUAUGUCCGCGUUAAUGCUCAUUUUGUCUUUCUACCUGUUCACCUACGGCGGGACAAACUGGACGUUAUUCAUUAUUUGUGUCAGGAGGAACUCGACGCUUCUCUGGCGAGCUUAGCUUAGCAUGCUAGGUAGCUUGCUAGCUGCUAGCAAAGAGAGGCGGAAGUGUGGCCAAAUAGCGAUGACGUGUGAAAUGUCACGUGUGACGUACAAAUCGUGAUGCGUGGAAAUGUGUGACGUACUAAUGCUGCCAGUGUGGGGGAAUCAGUGAGUAGUUGAGGGGGAACUUUGUCCAAGUAAAGUGGAGAAGGAGCCACAACGUCAACGACUGGACGCAGUUUGGAAGAAACAUCAAGUUGUGUCACACACAUCAGGAGUGGACCACCGGGAUGGAUCAGUGGGUACCACAGCCCCUCCCACGUUAAAGAGGAAGAGGAGGACCACAGCAUCAGUCUCUUGGAGGAGCUUGAUGUCAACAACAUGCCAGUGACUGGUGUGCUUGUGAAGGGUGAAGAUGAUGAGGAGAGAGAGGAAAAGCCUCCAAGCAGCAGCUCAGCUCAACACAUGACAAGAGAAGCUGGUGGAGACCACUGUGGAGGACCACCACCAGACAAGAUCUCAGCUCCACGGUCAAGGUCACACUCUCCUGACUCUGAUAAUGGAGGACCACCAGCAGAUACGAUGUUAGCCCCACAAUUAAGGUCACACUCUCCUGCCUCUAAUGCUGGAGACCACAGUGGAGGACCACCAGCAGACAAGAUGUUAUCUCCACUAUCAGAUAGUGACGACACGACGUCGCAAUCUCCUGACUCCGACGAUGAAGAUACUAAAGCACACUUGACAUGUUCUCACUGUGAUAAAACCUUUCAUCGCCGUCGUAACCUGAAGAGACACAUGAGAAUACACACCGGAGAAAAACCAUACACGUGCUCAGUCUGUAGUAAAAGAUUCUCUCGGAAGGAAGAUGUGAAAAUCCACAUGAGAAUACACACCGGGGAGAAGCCCUUUGACUGUCCUUUUUGUGGGAAAGGUUUCAAACAGAAUAAGCAUCUGAAAAUACACAUAAGAAUACACACGGGAGAAAGACCCUUUUCUUGUUCAAUCUGCAGCAAAGGUUUUACACAAAGUCACUGUUUGAAAGUACACAUGAGAAUACACACUGGCGAAAGACCAUAUUCCUGUUCGAGCUGCGACAAAAGCUUUGCUGACCGAUCGACACUUGUCAAACACAUGAGGACACACACGGGUGAGAAGGUGUUGAGUUGCAGUGUGUGUGGUGAAAGCUUCUCCUAUAAGUACCAGUGGAAGAAACACAAGUGUGCUGCUGACAACAGCAGCAAAUGAUACAUAUAUGUAAGUACCAGUGGAAGAAACAAAGCAGCAAAUGAUACAUAUUAGGGGUGUAACGGUACGUGUAUUUGUAUUGAACCGUUUCGGUACGUGGGGUUCGGUUCGGAGGUGUACCGAACGAGUUUCCACACGAACAUAUAAAGGAGCCGCCUAGGCUAAAGUCUUAACAAGCAGCUCCGCUUCCUUCUGCGCAUGUAGUCAGUUCUUAGCAUUUUGCAGGUAAGCAUCAGGCAGCGGACUCUCCCCAAGUUAUAAUAAACACCUCCCAGUCAACUACUAGUAACAUCAUGAUGAGCCCGUUGACCUUCUAGAAAUAUAAACUGCAGUUUCAGCUCGCUCGCAGUCCUGGCUUGAGGUGAAGGCUAAUUCGCUUUUAGCGUAACGUUAGCUCAUUUUGCGGUGUGUGUGUGUUACGUAUAGCAAAGCCCUGUCUGUCUGUUAUUUCACUUGACCUUUUUCUGUGUUGAUUGAGCUGUGUUGAAGCAGCAAAAAAGGACAUUAUGUUAAAUGAAGAGUUUCUGUCUCUGAUAGUUGAUAUAAUAAUGUAAGUGCAUCAUAAAGCCUACAUGAACUCCAUGGUGUUCAGGGAUGAAUAGUCUCUCCUAUUGCUAUUGUACUAUUUUUUCAGCUAUAGUUACAUGAAUCAUUAGUAAUGGAGCAGCCUAGUUUUGAAUGGCAGGGUCCCUGCUGUCACAUGUUGAUACAAAUAUAAAAUGCACAUAAUAAAAAUCAACUACAGGCUUCCCAAAUGCUGUAAUAAAUUAAGCAUGAUGAGUUGACUUGAAACAGUUUAAUGUUGCACUUUUUUUAUGUAGAAGUUUUGUCAUUUUAUUUAAUCUGAGCAACAACUUGAGGCAGUUUAAUGUUGAUUAACGUGGGCAGAAUUAUUAUAGUGUUCCCAAUGUUAAAAGGAUAAAGCCAUUGUUUACAAAUUUGGUAUAUAACCAAAACAUUUAUAUUUUGUUGCUUUCAUACUGUACCGAAAAUGAACCGAACCGAGACCUCUACACCAAAAUUUUUGUGUACUGUUACACCCCUAGUACCAGUGGAAGAAAGAAAGCAGCAAAUGAUACAUAUAUAUAAGUACCAGUGGAAGAAAGAAAGCAGCAAAUGAUACAUAUAUAUAUAUAUAAGUACCAGUGGAAGAAAGAAAGCAGCAAAUGAUACAUAUAUAUAUAUAAGUACCAGUGGAAGAAAGAAAGCAGCAAAUGAUACAUAUAUAUAUACAAGUACCAGUGGAAGAAAGAAAGCAGCAAAUGAUACAUAUAUAUAUAUAUAUAUAAGUACCAGUGGAAGAAAGAAAGCAGCAAAUGAUACAUAUAUAUAUAUAAGUACCAGUGGAAGAAAGAAAGCAGCAAAUGAUACAUAUAUAUAUAAGUACCAGUGGAAGAAAGAAAGCAGCAAAUGAUACAUAUAUAUAUAUAUAUAAGUACCAGUGGAAGAAAGAAAGCAGCAAAUGAUACAUAUAUAUAUAUAAGUACCAGUGGAAGAAAGAAAGCAGCAAAUGAUACAUAUAUAUAUAAGUACCAGUGGAAGAAAGAAAGCAGCAAAUGAUACAUAUAUAUAUAUAUAAGUACCAGUGGAAGAAACAAGUAACAGCCGCAGAAAAUGAAGCUGCAGGAUUUGAAAUAGUGUCAAAACUUUGACUUGACUAACAUGAGCACAUGUGACAUGUGACAUCAUUGUUAAUAUGAUGCUAACAUUUAUAGAUGACAUGUUUUAGAUC
This is a messenger RNA of Entelurus aequoreus (snake pipefish), 3146 nucleotides long. RefSeq names its product oocyte zinc finger protein XlCOF19-like. The transcript has 2 exons. The coding region runs from base 551 to 1414 and encodes 287 amino acids. Lineage: Eukaryota; Metazoa; Chordata; Actinopteri; Syngnathiformes; Syngnathidae. The record is from RefSeq and is a predicted model, not a curated record.